CUACCAUUUUGUGUUUGAUUGGUUUCUGCUGCACACCCUCUCUCUCUACACCGGCGAACUUUCUCUCUCCAGAUUCCGAUCUGUUUCGCACAAUCUCCAAGAAUGCCAUCGGACCGCGGGGAGCUCUCCUCCGAAGAGGUAUUGCGGAGGGAUAUUCCGUGGGAGACGUACAUGACGACUAAGCUGAUCACGGGGACCGGUCUGCAGCUGCUGCGGCGGUAUGAUAAGAAGCCGGAGGCGUACAAGGCUCAAUUGCUUGAGGAUGAUGGCCAGUCUUAUGUUCGGGUCUUUGUGAGCAUAUUACGUGACAUAUUCAAGGAAGAAACCGUGGAAUAUGUGUUGGCUCUUAUUGAUGAAAUGCUUUCAGCAAACUCCAAAAGAGCUAGACUGUUUCACGAUGAGUUGCUCUCCAAUGACGAUAUUUAUGAGCCUUUCCUGAGAUUACUCUGGAAAGGUAACUGGUUUAUACAAGAGAAGAGUUGUAAGAUACUUUCUAUUAUAGUAGGUGAAAGGCCAACAGCGCAUGAGACUGCCACCUCUAAUGGCGCUUCAAAUUCAAAGAAGGGAAUUACUACUACAGAUGAAGUUUUUAAGGGGCUGAUUGAGUGGCUUUCGACUCAGCUGAAGAAGCCAUCUCAUCCUACCCGUAGCGUUCCCACAGCUAUUAAUUCACUUUCAGCUCUACUGAAAGAAUCUUCUGCACGAUCUUUAUUUGUUCAAGAAGAUGGAGUGAAGUUGCUCAUUCCUCUGAUUACUCCAGUUUCCAACCAGCAAUCCAUACAACUUCUCUAUGAAACAUGCUUUUGUGUCUGGGUCCUAUCUUACUAUGAACCUGCAAUCGAGUACCUGGCUACUUCUAGGUCCUUGCCACGGUUGAUUGAAGUUGUCAAGGGGUCCACAAAAGAAAAGGUUGUCAGGGUAGUUGUCUUGACCCUCAGAAAUUUGUUGAACAAAGGGACUUUUGGUGCUCAAAUGGUAGACCUCGAAUUACCACAGGUUGUUCAGAAUUUGAAAGGCCAAGCAUGGAAUGAUGAGGAUCUGAUCGAAGCUCUGAACCAACUGGAACAAGGUUUGAAAGAUAACAUUAAGAAGCUAAGCUCGUUUGAGAAGUAUAAGCAGGAAGUCCUCCUUGGACAUCUUGAUUGGUCUCCCAUGCAUAAAGAUCCUAUUUUCUGGAGGGAGAACAUCACUAGCUUCGAAGAACAUGAUUUCCAGGUGCUAAGGGUCCUGAUAACAAUUCUGGACACAUCCAACGAUCCUAGGACUCUUGCUGUCGCCUGCUAUGAUCUCUCACAGUUCAUUCAGUGCCAUCCGGCUGGGAGAGUCAUUGUCAACGACCUCAAGGCGAAAGAGCGCGUGAUGAAACUGAUGAACCAUGGAAACACAGAAGUCACCAAAAAUGCCCUGCUCUGCAUCCAGAGGCUAUUCCUCGGUGCCAAAUAUGCAAGCUUCUUGCAGGCUUAGACUUAUUUGUUUGUAGAAGUCUUUCGAAUCUCUCAAGUAUGUUUUCGCUGCGGAUUUGAAUAUUUCGCGAUAUUUAAUCUGUUAUUGUUUAUAUAUUUCUUGUUCACGACACAAUAAAAUGUAGCUUCGCAUUUGUAUUUCAGAUAUGUAUCAAUAAUGAUCUUCAUAUAAUGUUGAAUGCUGUGAGUACUUGGAUGGUCGGUUGAAA
Salvia hispanica is the source of this 1672-nucleotide messenger RNA. Its product is annotated as V-type proton ATPase subunit H-like. Gene Ontology annotation, cellular component: vacuolar proton-transporting V-type ATPase, V1 domain. Gene Ontology annotation, molecular function: heme binding; protein binding; proton-transporting ATPase activity, rotational mechanism. Gene Ontology annotation, biological process: proton transmembrane transport. Lineage: Eukaryota; Viridiplantae; Streptophyta; Magnoliopsida; Lamiales; Lamiaceae. The record is from RefSeq and is a predicted model, not a curated record.